AUGGUGAUCCAAUGCAUGUGCCUCCUGAACUACUUUAGGAUCGUCAAAGAUCUAUUUCGUAUUGGCCAGGUUUUGAAAUAUCUGGUUCAAAAGGACAAGCAUAUCCCAGAUCAAAUUGGACUUGGACUUGUUCCUGAUGAGGUAGGCUGGGCGACGCCCGCAAGGCCGGGGGCACAGGCGAGGCAGUCUGGGCGACGCCUGCGGCGUAAGAGAAAAUUUACCUACAGGCAUCUCGCUCAGUUAAAGCAUAUACUUCCUGAAGCUGUUCAGGUUGACAAGAUCCUCAUACAUGACGAGGAAACCAUGUGCAUGAACCCAACCUUGAAACUUUCUUUGCUAUUUGAUGUCGUAGAAGGUCAUCAUGAACAAUCUAAUUUUAUAGCUCUGUGCAAAGUUUUUGCUUCUAGGCUCUAUAAUUUCUGCAGUACUCAUCCUGAGGGCUGUGAAAUCCCUGAGGCAGUAUUGCCAGAGCCAUUUAACCAAAGAAGUAUUACCAUGCCUUCAGACUCAUUGCCUUUGCAUUUGUCGACAGAAUCUCUGCCAACUUCCAUUGAAACUAAGCCAAUAAACUCAUUCUGCCUACAUCCAUCCUUCAGUAAACACUUUUCUCGGAAGAAUGCUGUAGCAGAGACCCAAAAUUUUAUAUCUCCAGUUUCUCUUUCAUCUAUUGGAGAUGUUUACAGGAGUAAUCAGGAUGUUGGAAUCUGGCAGCUGAAAACAUCUCUUAAUCCAUGUUCCCAACCCACCAUCAUCACAAACCCUGUUGAACUGACAUAUCCUCUGCAGUAUUUUAGCUCUGGCACAUGUGAAAACACUCCCAUGAAGCUUCAGUUGGAAGCUGGUCAUUUGAUGGUCGAAACGCCUGUUCAGUCGACACCAAAGAGAUCAAUACCUAGUUCUGAUGGCAAGCUCAAGACCAUGACAAUCCCAGAUCGGACACCAUGCAACAUGUCUGCAAAGAGGUCUUUAAACUUUUCAUGUUUGGAAGGUGAAGAAGGUUUUCUGAAUUCCAUCACAGAUGAGAUAGAGCAGUACAAAGUUGUAGAAGGCAAUGUAUCCUCUUCUCAUGCGCCCCUCCAGGAGUGUGCCCCCCUUCCAUCGAGUGCCCCGCCUGGUUCACUGGGCUGUUGGCCUACCAAGCACUUGCUCGCUGCUCCUGCUGCCCGCUUGGCUGGUGGAGCGCUCGUAGAGGUGAACAGUUGUUGCUCUGCCAAGGACCACAGGAUCAACCCGAGUGGUUUGGUAUUACAAAAGCGGUUAUCUGCUAGCUUAUCUGAUCUUGUUGCUUUGAUUCACCAAAUAUUUCGGUCUGUCAACUGCUCUUCAAUCACAAAAGAGGAACUCAUGCACAAGAUAAUUAUUCAGAACUGUGAUAUUGUUGAGAGAGGGGAGGUCGAGGACCAGUUAGAGCUUCUAGAGAAGCUGGUCCCAGAUUGGAUUUGCAGGAACUUGGCACCUAGUGGAGACCUCUUGUACAAGUGGGUGUAUCAUCCUUUUCUAAUAGUUACCUGUCACAUUAAGGGAGGCUCAGAUUUGAAUUCUGUUUGUGAAAGACUUACUAGCAUCUGA
Molecule: messenger RNA, 1569 nt
Organism: Ilex paraguariensis (yerba mate)
Lineage: Eukaryota; Viridiplantae; Streptophyta; Magnoliopsida; Aquifoliales; Aquifoliaceae
Source: the annotation of a GenBank genome assembly